GGAAGUUUUAUAGGAAAUCAUGACGCCUGCCCUCUUUGCGCGGCUGGCUGCGUCACUUCCGGGCCAGAGUUCGCCUUUUACCAGAUCACGUGGGGUGGUGGUCUGAGCAAAAUGGCGACGCCCUCGUCGCCCUGGUCGGGCUUCAACUACCGCCCGGCUCCCUUGGCCCCGCUGCCGCCCACGCUAGACCCGGCCUAUUACGACGCCUCGCCCGAGAAGCGCCGCGCCGAGGCCGAGCGCCUGGCCAUCCGCUCCCGCCUCAAGCGCAAGUACCUGCUGCAGCUCAACGACCCCCGCCGCCCCUUUAUCGUCGAAGACACCGCCAUGACUCAGUGGACCUACGCCAGAGCAAACAUCUACCCACAUUUCCGCGUCACUCCUAAAACUUCCUUCUUGGGUGCCCUGUUUGGAAUAGGGCCCAUCGCUUUCUGGUGGUACGUCUUCAAAACGGAAAAGGACUAUACGGAGAAACUCAUCCGAGAAGGCAAGUACGAACGGCCCUUCCAUCUCGCCUACUGAGCUCCCAUGAACAGUGUGCUGGACCUCUGCUGCCGACUGGCCCCUGUGGCACUUGCGCUCUCUCCGUGUAGCAGCAUCAGGCAUCUUGCAAAAUCUGCACGUCUUGUUCAGGAGCUGGUUUCUCUUCAUUGCAUUACAAGGUGUCAGCUACAAUAAAGGCUGUCUUGGCUCUGAAA
This is a messenger RNA of Heteronotia binoei (common prickly gecko), 695 nucleotides long. RefSeq names its product NADH:ubiquinone oxidoreductase subunit B4 (gene NDUFB4). The coding region runs from base 112 to 519 and encodes 135 amino acids. The record is from RefSeq and is a predicted model, not a curated record. NCBI's taxonomy places the organism in Eukaryota, Metazoa, Chordata, Lepidosauria, Squamata, Gekkonidae. Gene Ontology annotation, cellular component: mitochondrion. The transcript has 3 exons.